Fusarium proliferatum ET1 is the source of this 1734-nucleotide messenger RNA. Its product is annotated as putative amino acid permease NAAP1. Gene Ontology annotation, molecular function: amino acid transmembrane transporter activity. Gene Ontology annotation, biological process: amino acid transmembrane transport. The coding region runs from base 1 to 1734 and encodes 577 amino acids. The transcript has 3 exons. The record is from RefSeq and is a predicted model, not a curated record. Gene Ontology annotation, cellular component: membrane. Lineage: Eukaryota; Fungi; Ascomycota; Sordariomycetes; Hypocreales; Nectriaceae.
AUGGCUGUUGAAAAAGUCGUGUCUGAUUCUCCCGUGAUUGGGGAAAAGGGCGUAAUGGCUGAUGAAAGCGCUCCUACGAAGGAACCCUUCACUGCAACGGGUGAAGAAUAUGAGCAGGAUGAUUUCAUGACGAGGACGGGAUUGAAUGCAAAAUCGUUUACGAGGAAGCAUUAUGGACUUGGGCUUGUGGAAUUGGAUCGCAAGAUGAAGCCGAGACAUCUUCAGAUGGUGGCUAUUGGAGGAUCGAUCGGUGCUGGAUUCUUUGUUGGAUCUGGUUCGGCGUUGAGUAAAGGUGGCCCUGCUACGCUGUUCAUUGACUUCUUCCUCGUUGGAGUCAUGGUCUUCAAUGUCGUCUACGCAAUGGGUGAACUCGCCGUCAUGUAUCCCAUUUCCGGUGGUUUCUACACGUAUGCAGCUCGUUUCAUCGACCCAUCUUUCGGUUUCGCCAUGGCGUGGAACUACACUCUUCAGUGGGCUGCUACGCUUCCUCUUGAACUCACAGUCUGCGCUAUUACGAUCCAGUACUGGUCCCCUGACGUUUCCCCCGGAGUCUGGAUCGCCGUGUUUCUCGCUGCUAUCACCAUCCUCAACAUGUUCGGCACGCUAGGAUACGCCGAGGAGGAAUUCUGGGCGGCGUGCUUCAAACUCACGUCGAUUUCUAUCUUUAUGAUAAUCGCGCUGGUGUUGGUCUGUGGUGGGGGUCCGUCUAGUGGGAGCUAUGAUACCUACCAGGGCUUUAAGCUGUGGCAUGAUCCCGGUGCUUUCAAGAAUGGGUUCAAGGGCUUUUGCUCUGUUUUUGUAACAGCCGCGUUCUCGUUUGCUGGUUCAGAACUCGUGGGUUUGGCAGCGGCUGAGUCUCGAAAUCCUACUGCCUCGGUUCCUGCAGCUAUCAAGCAGGUCUUUUGGAGAAUCUGCUUGUUUUACAUCGUUGCACUGCUUUUCGUUGGUUUGUUGAUCAACUGCAACGAUCCGAAUCUUCUCAGCUCGAGUUCGUACUCCAACAGCGCAGCUUCGCCCUUCGUCCUUGUUGGGAAAUAUUCUGGUCUAAAAGGUCUCGACCACUACAUGAACGCCGUUAUCCUCUCGUCAGUUUUGUCCCUCGGCAUCGCGUCCGUGUACGGCGGGUCUCGCACGCUUCUUGCGCUCGCACAACAGGGUUUCGCGCCAAAGAUCUUUACUUGGGUUGAUCGAGCGGGUCGACCUCUGCCUUCUGUUGGAUUCAUCAUUGCAUUUGGAUGCCUUGCUUUCUUGAACCUUGAUGCAGCUGGUCCUGUCAUCUUUGACUGGCUUUUGGCUUUGUCGGGAUUGGCCAUGCUCGUUUGCUGGGGAUCAAUUUGUCUUGCGCAUAUUCGGUUUAGAGCGGCGUGGAAGUAUAAUGGCCAUACACUCGACGAAAUCCCGUUCAAGGCUAUUGGUGGCGUUUGGGGAUCAUGGCUGGGCUUGAUCUUUGUUGUUGUCAUUCUCAUUGCUCAGUUCUACGUGGCCAUUGUCGCCCCUGUUGGGGAGUCCGGAAUGGGUACUGUCGAAGACUUCUUCAUGCAGUAUCUUGGACUUCCUAUCGUGCUGGCUUUCUGGGCUGGAGGAUAUCUCUGGAAGAGGACAAGUUGGAUCAGCAUUGAAAAGAUUGAUAUUGAUACGGGCCGACGUGAACAUGAUUGGGAGGCCAUCAAUGCUUGGAGGACAGAGCUCGCUACGUUUCCCUGGUGGAAGCGAUUGAGAUACACUUUGUUCUAG